AAAGUUUUCGGACAAUCAUCAACAAAAAUGAAAUUCCUUAUUGUUUUUCUCGCGGUCUUCGCCAUUGCCUUGGCAGCUCCUACUCCCGAUCAUGAAGAACAUCACGAUCAUGCUGAGAUUCUCAAAUUGGAUGCCGAAUUUAAACAUGAUAGCUAUGCUUUUGUAGCUGAGACCAGUGAUGGCUUCUCGCGUCACGAAGAAGGCAAACUCAAGGAAUUUCCCGGCGAUGAACACGAUCAUGAAGGACAUCAUGCCAUUGUGGUCCAUGGCACCUACUCUUACAAGGAUCCUCACGAUGGCAAGGUUUACACCGUUAAUUAUGUUGCCGAUGAGAAAGGUUUCCAACCAGUUGGCGAUCACAUUCCUAAAGUCUAAAUAUUCGAAAAAACACGAAGAAAAUGUGUUAACGAUUUAAACGAAUGUCAAUAAAAAAUCAAUAUAUAAUGUGA
Molecule: messenger RNA, 449 nt
Organism: Musca domestica (house fly)
Lineage: Eukaryota; Metazoa; Arthropoda; Insecta; Diptera; Muscidae
Product: larval cuticle protein 65Ab1
Exons: 2
Coding region: 28-375 (115 amino acids)
Cellular component (GO): chitin-based extracellular matrix
Molecular function (GO): structural constituent of chitin-based larval cuticle
Source: RefSeq, a predicted model, not a curated record